Messenger RNA from Verticillium nonalfalfae, 522 nucleotides. RefSeq lists its product as uncharacterized. The coding region runs from base 1 to 522 and encodes 173 amino acids. NCBI's taxonomy places the organism in Eukaryota, Fungi, Ascomycota, Sordariomycetes, Glomerellales, Plectosphaerellaceae. Gene Ontology annotation, cellular component: spliceosomal complex; nucleus. The transcript has a single exon. The record is from RefSeq and is a predicted model, not a curated record. Gene Ontology annotation, biological process: mRNA splicing, via spliceosome.
AUGCCUCCCAUUCGCCACUCCUCGAAGCGCAAGCCGCCUCCAGACGGCUUCAGCGACCUCGAAGACCAGCUCUUGAUUUUCCAGAAUAAGAUGAAGGACGCGCAGAACAAGCCCCCACCGACGGGCCCGAAACAUCAGGCGCAAUGGGAGAUCUUCCAAAUCUCGCAUCAACGGAGUCGAUACAUUUACGACUUGUACUACGAGAAGGAGGCUAUCAGCAAGCAGCUCUACGACUGGCUUCUCAAGAACGGAUACGCUGAUGCAAUGUUAAUUGCGAAGUGGAAGAAGCAAGGAUAUGAAAAGGUUAGUCUCGGUAACCACGUGAUGACCACUCUCGAUCUUGCGCUAAUGAGGAAUCCAGCUCUGCUGCCUCCGCUGUGUCCAGACAAAAGAGACCAACUUCAACUCGACUUGCGUUUGUCGCGUGCCGAAGGCGACCCUCAAAGACGACCAGGAGGUUCAGUGUGUCAGCUGCGGGUGCCGAGGAUGCGCCUCAAGCGAUUAGGCGCGACGACACGAUGA